This is a messenger RNA of Eucalyptus grandis, 1560 nucleotides long. RefSeq lists its product as uncharacterized. Lineage: Eukaryota; Viridiplantae; Streptophyta; Magnoliopsida; Myrtales; Myrtaceae. The transcript has 2 exons. The record is from RefSeq and is a predicted model, not a curated record. Bases 1 to 1560 code for a protein of 519 amino acids.
AUGGGGAUAAGGGAAGGAUGGUUUUCUGAGCCAUCUACUAAAAGGUUCUCUACCAAGAAGGAGAAGGAAGCGGCUGUGGAUGUAAACGUGGCUUAUAGCCAAGAAAGUGCCAAAUGUGCCCCAGCUAUACAGACUGCUCGGCCGAACGUUCAAAAAAAUCCGCUACCAGAGCAUGAUGGUACAGUGAAUGCUAUCCUGGAACCUGAAGUUGGACGGAUCAGGAAUUCAAAGGUGCACGUGGCAGAUGCCUACAACGGGCUAGUGAGAGCUGGGUAUUACCGAGGUCAGGAAGAUGUCCCUCUAUCGGUGAUGAGAGAAAGAGUUGCCAAAAUGGUAGAUGAUGGCAUCAUUGUGUAUGCUGAUCAUAACUGCAUAGUUUCUACUAUCUCCCACCUCAUCAUCGAUUGGGAGGAGGAGCAAGCUACACUUGAUGCUGACAAGAAAGAGGUUGAUCCUUCGCUUGAAGACAUGCCCCCAUUAGAGGAUGCAUCUGACGAAGAGAUAGUGAUAGAGGUGCCUCAGCCGUAUGAGUAUGUCACUAAUAAGGCAGUGCCUUGGUCUUAUGACCUGGAUGUGGACCUUGUUACAAGGUUUGGACGGACCUAUGGUCAAGCCAGUACUCAACCUGUAAAGCCGGUCACCGAUGAAGAGGCUAAGGAAUUUCUGGCCGUAAUCAAAGCAAGCGAGUAUAACGUGGUUGACCAAUUACGAAAGUUGCCCGCUCAGAUCUCCCUACUUGAGCUCUUGAUGACAUCCCCCAUGCAUCAAAAGUCACUAAUGAAGGUGUUGAGCGAAAUCCGUGUGCCAGAGAUCGUGGAAGCUGACAAGCUGGAAGAAUUCGUGGGAUCGGUCCUUCUCAAGGAUUUAAUUGCCUUCUCUGAUGAGGAAUUCCCUCUUGAAGGCAGGGGACAUAACAAAGCACUCUACAUAUCCGUUAAGCACAAGUCUUCUCAUAUGUCCCGAGUGCUCAUCGAUAAUGGGUCCGCUCUGAACAUUUGUCCGUUGGCCACUCUUCACCGCCUCAAGGUAGACCCGUCAAGGAUACAUGCUGCGAAAACUUCGGUGCGAGCUUUCGAUGGAACAAAAAAGGAGGUGAUUGGGGAAAUCCAUCUCGAUGUCCAAAUAGGGCCGGUCGUCUUCAACAUUCCCUUCCAAGUGCUGGACAUCCCUACCGCAUUCAAUUUCUUGCUAGGUCGUCCCUGGAUACACACUGCUGGAGCAGUACCUUCAAGUCUACAUCAAGCUGUGAAAUUUGUGAUCGAAAAGAAGUUGGUCACUGUGUAUGGUGAGGAAGACCACCGGAUCUAUCAUGAGACGGCUAUCCCCUAUGUAGAGUCGGAUUCCCAGGUUGAAUCAAGUUACCACUCAUUCGAAUUGGUGUCCACCAUACAUGCUUCUCGGGGUUCAUCACCGCCCUACCCCGAAGUAUCGAUGCUACUCUCUCAUGGUGGGAAGAGUAAUGGUCAUGAAUGGUUUCAUCCUGGCAAUGGUCUUGGGAGAAAUGGUCGAGGCAUUCGAAGCCCCAUUGAAGCCCCUCGAGGGUCCCGUUCUCUGGUUUAG